Messenger RNA from Lodderomyces jiufengensis, 1011 nucleotides. RefSeq lists its product as uncharacterized. Bases 1 to 1011 code for a protein of 336 amino acids. The transcript has a single exon. Lineage: Eukaryota; Fungi; Ascomycota; Pichiomycetes; Serinales; Debaryomycetaceae. The record is from RefSeq and is a predicted model, not a curated record.
AUGACUACUAAUAAUUUACCUAUUAUACCAUCAAGAACUUUUGCUGAUUGGAAACAAAUGUUACAUGGUUUUUGGCCAAGUAAAGCUACUUUUACUGAAAAAGAUUAUCCAGAAUUUAAAGAUAAAGUUAUUAUAGUUACUGGUGGUAAUACUGGUGUUGGUUAUGAAACUGUUAAAUCAUUAGCAGGUUCAACAAAAGCAAAAAUAUAUAUAUUUUCAAGAAAUAAAGAAAAAACUUUAAAAGCAAUUGAACAAAUUGAAUUAGAAGUUGCAAAAGAAUAUAAAAUAAAACCAAUUCCAAUUGGAUUUAUUCAAACAGAUCUUGGAGAUUUAACAUCUAUUAAACCAGCAGUUAAUGAAUUUUUAUCAAAAGAAUCAAGAUUAGAUCUUAUUAUUUUAAAUGCUGGUGUUAUGAUGCCACCACCAGGUUCAAAAACUAAACAAGGUUAUGAAUUACAAUUAGGUACAAAUGUAUUAGGUCAUUUUUUAUUACAAAGAUUAUUAGAUCCAAUAUUUAUAAAAACUUCAUUUAAUAAUCCACCAGGUGUAUCAAGAAUUGUUUGGGUUGCUUCAACUGCUCAUCAAUUGGCUCCAUUAGGUGGUAUAUUUUGGGAAGAUAAAAAUUUUGAUAAAGUUCCAUAUAAUUCAAAUACUAAAAUGCAAUUAUAUGGUCAAAGUAAAGCUGCUGAUAUUUUAUUAGCAAAAGCAUGGCCAAGAUUUAAUCCAGAUGCUAAAAAUGUUAUAAGUACUUCACUUUGUCCAGGUUAUUUACAAACUGAAUUAACAAGACAUUCAAGUGCUUUUGAACUUUUCCUUGGUAAAUUAUUAACUUGGCCAAGAAGAAAUGGUGCUUAUACUGAAUUAUAUGCUGCUUUUUCUCCUAAUAUUAAAAAUGGUGAUUAUAGUAUAUCAUUUGGUGAACCAUCUCAUGUAAGAAAAGAUUUAAAUUCAAUUGAAGCUGGUGAUAAAUUAUGGGAUUGGUGUGUUAAAGAAACAAAUCCAUAUGUUUAA